Messenger RNA from Tuber melanosporum (Perigord truffle), 2427 nucleotides. RefSeq lists its product as uncharacterized. NCBI's taxonomy places the organism in Eukaryota, Fungi, Ascomycota, Pezizomycetes, Pezizales, Tuberaceae. The record is from RefSeq and is a predicted model, not a curated record. Gene Ontology annotation, biological process: DNA recombination; mismatch repair; DNA double-strand break processing. Gene Ontology annotation, cellular component: nucleus. The transcript has 9 exons. Bases 217 to 2376 code for a protein of 719 amino acids. Gene Ontology annotation, molecular function: 5'-flap endonuclease activity; 5'-3' DNA exonuclease activity.
CCAUCCUUAACCCCAACACUCAUCCCACUGGCUGGGGAAAGCAGGUGGCUUGUUCAUCUCAAGGAUCUUUUCCACUUCCCCUUCACCUACGAGGCUCGUGCGAUAACCGCUUCUUUGGAGAUAUCAUACGUUUCCUCAUCCCACCUCUAGAACUGCCCCUGUACUCUUCAGCUCCUGCAUUUUGUUGCUUGCCUGUCUCCGCCGCACCAUUUAGAAAUGCCUAUUCGCAGCCUUGAUACUUGGGCCACGUCCCAUAACAAGUCGCAGACACUCCCACUAUCUGUUCUCAAGGAUACUACUAUCGGAAUUGAAGCAGACCAUUACCUCCUCCGAUUACUUACCACCUCUCCAUCAAAGGAGCCCCUAGUUACGGCGCUAGGAGGGUUCCCUUUUGGUCUGAGAUAUGCGGUAGAAGGGGACAUAGAAGAUUUCCAGAAAGCUGGGAUUAAGCCCAUUUUCGUUUUUUCAGGCUUAAAGAUUGUGCGCAAUGAGAAACCAUUUAGUGUUAAUGAUGACGGACCGGCGAAGAGAUCGCAAGCAUGGGAUCUCUACGAUCAGGGUCUGGCAAGUGAAGCUGUGGAGGCCUUUGGUGCAGCUGGGACUCUGCAGCCACACGAGGUUUACAAAUAUUUCAUAAAGAUUCUACACGAGUGCGCAGUAGACUUUCAGGUUGCUCCUUACUCAGCAUGGCCUCAGUUAGUUUACCUCGAAAAAAACGGAUUUGUUGAUUCCAUCUGUGGGAACUCCGAACUUUUCUUCUUUGAUGUUGAGAAAGUCAUUGUACAUCUCAAUCCAGGGCAGGGCGGUUCCUUCACCUGGAUUAACAAGCAGAAGCUCAUCUCGGAUCUCCAGUUGACAAACGACAUGUUCAUCGAUUCUUGUAUGCUUGCGGGGUCCGAAAUAUGUCGUGCAUUUCCGCCCUUUGAAGGUUCUCCCCACAACGCUUUCAUGAGCUCAGUAGAAUUGCUUAAACGCUGUCGGAAUGUCGCCACUGUUGUCAGCACUCACCCGGAGCCGAUUCAGCAGUCAGGGUAUUUGGAUAGAUACCGAAAAGCCAGAGCUGCCGUAAAGCACCACGCUAUAUUCACCUCUGAUGGCAAGGCAGAGCCAUUAGAUUUUUCCGAGGCGCCUUCAGACGUACACGAAUUCAUUGGGCAAAGACUUCCUGAAGAACUCUACUAUUAUUUAUCAAAAGGGGUUAUUGGACCCCAAGUUCUAGAUAUGCUAGCGACAGGGGAGCUCAUUGAGGUUGCACCGUUCGAUAAUGGCGAUUCCGACGAAUAUAAAAAAUUCUUAGAAAAUCUAAACCCUCUACGUACACAAGCCUUGGGUUUACUGGCGCAGCCAUUGCAUAGGUUUUGGUUUAGCAAGGAGAUCAAUGUUUACUAUUGGUUUGAUAAGAACAGCCCAAGAAAAUUGAUCCAUAAAGAGGUGUCUGUCUCGCCCGCAGAGCAAACAAAGAAAUGGAAUGUCAGGGAGUCCGUUUUCAAGCCAGAAUUGGAGAGAGAUGGGAGUUCUAUAGGCCUUGCAUUUGCGAUAUCUUCUUUAAAAUCAGACUCCUUUGCCGCAAAGACGAUUGCACCAAAAGAUGAAGUAAAGCUUUUGAACACAAAGGACGAAAUCCUCAUGAACACCUAUUGGCGCGUGCUUCAACUUCGGGGUUUUAUUGACAGUGAGAACCACUCUCUUACUUCGUGGGGACGUGCUCUUGAGGCUGCCAUAUCAACACUUGACCCGAGCGACAACUUGGAUGAGCCGGUAUAUCUCGGAAUUGAGCUUCUGCACUUAGGGGUUCUCAAACCUGAUAAUUUUUCCCCUUCUCUAUCAGGUGCACCAAGCAGAGGUACAGAAGAAGAGAGGGCAUAUAUCAUGCUUAUCUCUCGCGUUGCCAGUCUUGUGCCUAUUAACCACAAGCCCAUUGGUUACACUGGCCCUCUCAGCAGAAACCUUCUUGGCUUCAAUUCCUUCAUUACAAAGCUCACGAGGACCAUGCGGAGCUUUGCUGAGAUGGCACUUGUCAAUCUAUUAAUGAAUGGUGAUGCAGACAGGGGCGAACGAACCGAUUGGGCAGAGUUAGGUCUUGGCAUCCCAUUUAUCGACGAAGUAAGCGCUGGAUUGGGAAUUGCGGCCAAAACUUACCUCGACGAGCUCUCGAACGAGACUGGCCCUAUCCCUGAGGCGACGAGACGUACUCAGAAGGAAAAACUCCCCUUGAUGUUCGCCCAGGCAGUCGAUAUUGAAGCAGAUGUUGACCUAGCCUUUAGAACCUGGGACGCGAUUAUCGCCGCAGUCAAAUCCCUCCAGAGGGAGAGCCAGCUAGCUAACGAGGUCAAGGUGUUCCUCGCAGCUGACAAAUGGUUGGCCGGAAGGAGAUAAUUUCUUUUCAUAAUAUAAUACAAUAUCCCAUGCAAUAAGGGACUCAGUAAA